UUUGACACUUUUUUUCCCACUAUCCUCUCACCUUUAUCUUCAACACUCCCCCGCCUCUCUCGGCUUUUAUUCUUUCUAUGCUUUGCUAUGUCUUUAAAGCACUUCCUCUGCAUGAAUCACACUGAAAUUUCAAUACACUCUCCUAAUGGCUAAGGAAACUUCUCUGUGCUUCUUGUUUCUCUCAUUUUUCAUUACCUCAUCGUGUUCUGGAGAUUUAGUGGGAUUUUCAAUCAACGUGCCACAAUCGCGUAAUCGAAUCUUAGUCACAGAUCGUAGGAUCUUGAACUCUCCAACAAUCUCCGAUUUCUCGAUUGAUUUCUACCUCAAUAAAAGCCUAACUCAAAACUUCAUCACUUCAAAACCCUGUUCACUAGUUCCAUGGCUAAAUUCCCACGUACUGAACUUACUUCCAAAACAAAACAUCAAAAGCAUCAGUUUUUCUUGUGGAAGUGAGUGCUUCACCAAGAAUCAGAUACCUUCACUGGUAUCUUCUCUUAGAUCAGUUCAUUCAGUUCUAACUAACAAAGUAAAACUCUCUGUAGCGUUUCCUUUGUCAUUGUUAGAAAAUUUGAAGAGCGCAUCGCAUGAGAGAGAUCUAAGUAGCAUCCUUUCAUUUAUAAAAGAAACAAAAUCUUAUGUGAUGAUAGAGGACAACAUGAACAAAUAUUUGGAUGUUAAGUUUAUUCUAGAACGUGCCACGACUGCUGCUUCUACUCUUGGUUGGGAAGACGUUCCUCUGAUUCUAUCAAUCAAGAGUAAAGUAAUCCCGAUUUCGGCGAAACUAUCAAUGUCAAAGCACAUGGAAUCAAGAAGCAACAAGAUGAUGGAAAGAAUAGUUGCAUUGUAUGCACAAGAAGUAGACACAACAGAGGAGGAGGAUCUGUUUCCGGAAUCCAACAAAAGAAGAACUCUAGAUGAAACAACAAACUCAGUAAUCACACCACCAGAUACACCAACCAUAAUCACAGUUCCUUCAACGAACCCUGUCACAAUUUCACCAACAACAACCAAUCCAUCCACAAUGCCAGUAACAAUUCCUUCUUCAACACCGGUUCCUUUAACAACAAAUAAUCCACCGCCAGCACCGGUAACCAAUCCUGGAACAUCUUUUGCACAGCCGCCUCCCACUGCACCUGCCCUGCCGCCUCCGGCCACACAGGGUGGUGGACAGAGCUGGUGUGUGGCGAAGAAUGGGGCGGCGGAAACAGCGCUUCAAGCAGCAUUGGACUAUGCUUGUGGAAUGGGGGGUGCUGAUUGUUCUCAGAUACAGCAAGGUGGAAGUUGUUAUAGUCCAGUUACUCUGCAGAAUCAUGCUUCUUUUGCUUUCAAUAGUUACUAUCAGAAGCAUCCUGGAUCAACAAGCUGUGACUUUGGAGGAACUGCUACCUUAGUUAACACCAAUCCAAGCUCCGGGUCUUGCAUUUUCCCAUCAUCGUCGUCAUCAUUAAAUUCACAAUCACCAACAACACCUAUGCAAUCACCCCCAACAACAACAACAACUACACCACCAAUGACAACAACUCCACCAAGCACCACAACUUAUCCACCAUCAACUCCAAAAUCACCACCUACACCUUCAACUCUUACAGCGCCACCAACAACACCUUCUUCGUCGUCCUCGUCGUCAUCUACUACAGGAUCUGGCACAUCCGGCUAUGGUACCCCACCUUCAGUGUUGAACUCAAGCAGCCCAACAACAUCAACAUCAGGUAUAAUGCCAGGUUUUGGGUCCCAAACUACUCCUCCUGAAGCAAGCACCACCACCACGUCAUCAUCGUCCUCCUCACUAUUACCCAUUGUUGGAUACAUGGUUCAGCUUUUGAUAUCAUUUGUCACUGCAACACUCAUUUUGCUCCCUUAAUUUUAAGAGAAAGAAUGAAACAAACAAGUUUACCAUGCGGAUCAUAUAGUACUAUUGAGUUUGUACUUUGUACAGGUAUCUUAUAUUAUAUAGGUGCAGAAUGAGAGUUUGUAGAGUACCAUAGUUAGAAGAGGAUUGCAUUUCUUCUAUGGUGGUAUUGUACAUAUAUUUUGAGAGCUUUGGUAGUUUAACUUAUGGACUCUUAUGAUGGAGCAUGAACUUUAGUGUAUGUAAAUCGAUCGAUUAGACUUGAUUUGGAAAUUGAUUUGCUGGGGUUGUUGUUCGCUAAAA
Messenger RNA from Arachis stenosperma, 2152 nucleotides. RefSeq lists its product as uncharacterized. The coding region runs from base 146 to 1861 and encodes 571 amino acids. Lineage: Eukaryota; Viridiplantae; Streptophyta; Magnoliopsida; Fabales; Fabaceae. The transcript is spliced from 4 exons. The record is from RefSeq and is a predicted model, not a curated record.